AUGACUCAUAUUACUGAUCCAACAUAUUCAACAUUUCUAUUUUCAUAAGAUAAAAAUGAAAUGUAUUAUUAAAAAGAUGGAUUCAUAAAUAGUGCCAUUUGUUGUAAUAUGACAUGUGGACCUAUUUUUGGAGCAGGUCAUGAUCUAUAUAUAUCAACAGAUUUUUACUGA
This is a messenger RNA of Paramecium sonneborni, 171 nucleotides long. The record is from the annotation of a GenBank genome assembly. NCBI's taxonomy places the organism in Eukaryota, Ciliophora, Oligohymenophorea, Peniculida, Parameciidae.